Cucurbita pepo subsp. pepo (vegetable marrow) is the source of this 1442-nucleotide messenger RNA. Its product is annotated as protein trichome birefringence-like 13. Gene Ontology annotation, molecular function: O-acetyltransferase activity. NCBI's taxonomy places the organism in Eukaryota, Viridiplantae, Streptophyta, Magnoliopsida, Cucurbitales, Cucurbitaceae. The record is from RefSeq and is a predicted model, not a curated record. Gene Ontology annotation, cellular component: Golgi apparatus.
UAUAUAUUAGCGAAUGAGAAUGAGCGUUUAGAGCUGGAAUCUCCGGCUCCGGCCAUGGCGGUGAGGGAGAACCACCAUCGUCAUUACCAAGCGAAGCAAGUUCCUCUUUUCCCCUUACUCUCUCUUAUCUGCUUCCUUUCCAUUCUUCUCGCUCUCUCAGCUUUCCGUAAAACCUCGGCCCCUCUACAACCGCAUCAGAGCAUCCAAUUCAACAAUGGCGAUAGAUCCGGGAGAUCGAAGGCGGCUAGGGACGGCUCGUGCGAUUAUUCCGAUGGAAGUUGGUAUUACGAUCCGAAUUUGAGAACCUCCAGGUACGACCACACCUGCAAAGAGAUUUUCAAAGGCUGGAACUGCUAUGCGGCGAACAAGUCCAAUGCUCUCCAAAUCAUCAAUUGGCAUUGGAAGCCGAAGCAAUGUGAUCUUCCGCAUUUUGAUCCGGUUUCCUUCCUUGAGAAGUUCAAAAAUACUAACAUCGGAUUUGUUGGCGACUCCUUAAAUAGGAACAUGUUUGUUUCACUUUUUUGUUCUCUGAAACGUGUGCCGGGUGAAGUGAAAAAGUGGCGUCCUGCUGGUGCUGAUCGAGGUUUUUCAUUUCUGAAGUACAAUCUUACUAUUACAUAUCAUAGAACAAAUAUUCUGGCGCGAUAUGCUUCGUGGUCACCUAAUGUUGAUGGUGGAGAAUUGGAAUCUCUUGGAUAUAAAGAAGGUUACAGAGUUGAUGUUGACAUUCCAGAAAGUUCAUGGAUAGAGGCUCCAAACUUCCAUGAUAUUUUAGUUUUCAACACAGGACACUGGUGGUGGGCACCUUCAAAAUUUGACCCUGUAAAAUCACCAAUGCUUUUCUUCGAAAAGGGUCAGCCUAUCAUCCCUCCAGUACCUCCUGAUGUUGGCUUGGACAAGGUUCUGCAACAUAUGAUACCAUACGUUGAGAAAAGAAUGCCACCCGGUGCAAUCAAAUUCUUCCGCACGCAAUCACCUAGACAUUUUGAAGGAGGUGACUGGUACCAAGGUGGUUCUUGCCAGCGGCAGCAGCCUCUAUCUCCACAGCAGGCUGAGGAUCUGUUCUCGCUGAGCAAUAACAGAACCAAUGUCGAGGUUCGUCUCGUAAAUGAGCACCUCCUCAAGGCCCUUAAUGGAACCAGUUUCCAUAUUUUGAACAUAACUCCCAUGAGUGAGUUGAGAGCUGAUGCACAUCCUGCCUCAGCUGGUGGAAAGAAGCACGACGACUGUAUGCAUUGGUGCUUGCCGGGACUCACCGAUACAUGGAACGACUUGUUCAUACAGCAUCUAUACAACAUUAGAAGUUAGUAUAAUUUAUCCUUAACACCCUGAAAUUGCAUUGCUUUUUUACCUGUUAAAAGUGCUCUUGGAUCAUAUUUAUUGGUAGAAUUGAAGAGAAGGAUUAAUAUUCUCAACUUGGUUAUCAGGUUUGAAAUUUUCAA